AUGCAGGCCAUCGCUCCCUUCUGCCCGUGCCUCGGCGCUGGCGACGACAACGCUGGCAUGGAGCUAAAGCCCAUGAAGGCGGCGAACAGUGAUGACGAGGCGGCGGCGGCCGGCAGCAGCAGCAACCUUCCAACCUCCGGCCUGCUCGGGAUGGCCCUUCGGCCGGGGUGCGACAUGAAGCUGCUCACCGCCAAGGGACCGGUGCCUGUGCGGCUCGCGCUCUCUCGCGACUCUGCGAUGCUCACGUACCAGUCGCUGGGCGGCGCGACCGAGUCGGGCGUCAUCUCGCUCGCCAUCGUGCGGGAGGUCAAGCCCGUGGUGGCGGGCGGCAUCCUCCGCUCCCAGACGCCGGUGCCGCUGCAGUGGAGCGUGGUCGCCGACGACGAGACGCUCAGGCUGGAGGCGCCGACCGAGACGGUCAAGGACCAGUGGAUGCGGACGGUGGCGGAGCUGUCCAAGCGGCAGGCGGAUGCGAAGGUGGAGCGCAAGAUGGGCUACACGCGCAAGAAGCUGCACGACCUCGACGAGAGGAAGAAGGAGGCGGAGCGGCGCAAGGCGGCGGUGCUGGCCACGUGCGGCUCGAGUGGGAUGAAGCACACGGCGGCAGCGAUGAUGAACCGACGCUGAGGCGUGUGUGUUUCCUCUGGAUUCCUCUCUGUGGUGGGCGAGGCGUUGUGUGUGUGUGUGUGUGUGACGGCGUGCUCCGAUGAGAGAGCCGGGGCGCACAUGUCCUCCGAAAGAGCGACGGGCGCGGGGCGGGCGCGCGCGUCCGUCUCUCGGUGGUGAUCUCGCUCUCUGUGCUCUGAGUAAAACGCCGUAAACUC
Molecule: messenger RNA, 824 nt
Organism: Emiliania huxleyi CCMP1516
Lineage: Eukaryota; Haptophyta; Isochrysidales; Noelaerhabdaceae
Exons: 5
Coding region: 1-627 (208 amino acids)
Source: RefSeq, a predicted model, not a curated record